AUGAAACGCGGUGUAUAUGAGGCUUUGUGGCUAGAGUGGCAGCAGGAUAAACACAUAUACGAUCCCCUUAAAAUACUUGAUUUUUAUAAGCAACUCGAGAAUGAGUCGAAUGUGCCGAAAACCUUAAUGGAAAAAAUCUAUCAGGCUUUCAUCGCUCGCUUCGCUCAAUUGCUAUCAGCGCCCUUCCACACCGACAGUCACGCUAGCGAUUUCCCUCAGGUCACCAAACUCCUUUCAAAACUAAAAGAAAGUCCACAAAAAUACACUCGCGACAUAUUUGAAACUCUGUUUGACGAUGUGCUUUCUUUGGAAUCCUCACUGAGUGUGGCACAACGACUGGGCAAUUUCAACGCCAGCUUAGAGCAAUUGGCCAUGGCCAACUUGCAAUUUGUUUAUCGUUCCGAGGUCUUGGUUAAUUCGAGUGCUCAUGCUGUGUUGCUGGACAAUCUACGCCAGUUAAUGAAGCAACCGGCUUUUUAUCUACAAGUGGGGAGCUCUCUAAUUUCUAAAGUGAUAAAAUUGCUGCCUUCGGAAAUUAAUUUGUUAUUCAUCGCUGAGAGGUUGUGCUUGCGAAAAGCGGACAACAUGGAAUAUCUUUGUGAGUGCUUUGGUCCCUCCGAUAUAUGCACCAAUCAACUAUACAAUGAAAAGUCAUCUCUCGGGGUACAACGCAAAAUCAAUGGCGCCAACAAUAGUACACUGUUUGCCUUCCACAAUCCACACUGGAAUAACCGUUAUUUAGGAAUGCACUCGGUCAAAGGGCAGAAAAGAGUUAAUAAGAACCUGUGCAGUCAGCGCGACAUCUACUGGUGGUAUGUGGAGCCGGUGCAAGACGGCGUGGCAAUCUACGACGCUGCCACAUCCAGCUUCGUGAUCUGCGGCGGCGAUCCAGCGCAAUGGAAUGACUAUUACAAAUAUGCAUACACUCGCCGUGCAGAGGAUUUUGAUGAGCAUCGCAAGGAUUGCACCUGGAUUAUCGAGGAUUGCAGGAAAUAA
Messenger RNA from Drosophila sulfurigaster albostrigata, 996 nucleotides. RefSeq lists its product as uncharacterized. The record is from RefSeq and is a predicted model, not a curated record. Bases 1 to 996 code for a protein of 331 amino acids. NCBI's taxonomy places the organism in Eukaryota, Metazoa, Arthropoda, Insecta, Diptera, Drosophilidae. The transcript has a single exon.